Molecule: messenger RNA, 868 nt
Organism: Teleopsis dalmanni
Lineage: Eukaryota; Metazoa; Arthropoda; Insecta; Diptera; Diopsidae
Product: translocon-associated protein subunit gamma
Exons: 2
Coding region: 127-699 (190 amino acids)
Biological process (GO): SRP-dependent cotranslational protein targeting to membrane
Cellular component (GO): membrane; endoplasmic reticulum
Source: RefSeq, a predicted model, not a curated record
UUCAAAUACUCAAUUAUUCGCUAGUUGCAUUCGUGUCGUCCAAGUUGUUUGAGUGGUGGAAUAAAUAAUUAGAAAGUGAUUUGUUUUGGUAUAAAUAUUUAAACUACGUUAAAUAAUUACUUGAAAAUGGGUUCCGGUAAACAGCAAAAAUUACAAUCAUCUGGAUUUACGAAGGAAGAAGAGCUGUUGCUCCAGGAUUUUAGUAGGAAUGUCAGUACAAAAUCUUCUGCCUUAUUUUACGGAAACGCUUUCAUCGUUUCGGCAAUUCCCAUCUGGCUAUUCUGGCGUGUCCACAACAUGGACUUAUUGCCGAGCGCAGUUUUCUUUGUUGUUAUGACUGCGGCCAGCACAUAUCUGAUGGCUAUGGCAUAUCGCAACAUAAAGUUUCAAUUAAAACAUAAGAUUGCUUUACGUCGAGAGGAUGCCGUUACGCGAGAGGUUAAUCGUCAGUUAGCUGAUGAUAAGAAAAUGACACGUAAAGAGAAAGACGAACGUAUCCUUUGGAAAAAGAAUGAAGUUGCUGACUAUGAAGCCACAACAUAUUCCAUUUUCUACAAUAAUGCGUUAUUCCUGGCUAUCACCAUAUUCGUUAGCUUCUUUUUAUUGAAGAAUUCAUCACCACUUUUAAAUUAUAUAUUCUCAAUUGGUUUAGGAAGUGGUGCAUUGGCACUUUUUUCCACAAGCACUCAAUCAAACUAAACUAGAAAAAACAUCUCUAAAACCAUUGUAUUGGAGGUUUUUGAAUCUAAUUUAAACAAAUCAUAAUUUAUAAUUUCCGCAUUCCAAAGCUGGAAUAUGUUUUCAUAAAUUUUUUUAAAUAAAAAUAGUAAAGUUUAUUCUAAGAAUAAACCGAAUAAAGUAAACAUUU